This is a messenger RNA of Ailuropoda melanoleuca (giant panda), 1185 nucleotides long. It is a transcript of the gene CRABP2, whose product is annotated as cellular retinoic acid binding protein 2. The record is from RefSeq and is a predicted model, not a curated record. The coding region runs from base 370 to 786 and encodes 138 amino acids. Gene Ontology annotation, molecular function: lipid binding. NCBI's taxonomy places the organism in Eukaryota, Metazoa, Chordata, Mammalia, Carnivora, Ursidae. The transcript is spliced from 5 exons.
CCUGGCCUCCCCCGCCGCUCUCGGAGCUCGGGGCGGUCACACGGGACCGGUUCAGGCCUCGGUGGAGCCGAGCCCGGCCGCCAACCUCUUCCCCAGCGCCGGCUGGAGCGGGGUGCGGCCGCUGGUAGUGUCGCCGGGUGUCCGGCGCCAAGGAGUCGAGCGCACCGAGUCAGGCAGGGGCGGGCCCACUCAUGGUAUAAAAGCUGCCCGCGCGGGAGCCCAAGCCAGCUCUGGUGUUGUCCUGGGACGUGUCCUCUUCUGAGUUCCACCACCAGGCGAAGGCGACGGCGACAUCUCUUUUGACUAAAAGACUCAGCGUCCAGUGCUCCAACCAAAGCAUCUAAGGGGACCGCCACUCGCGCUUCCAUCAUGCCCAACUUCUCCGGCAACUGGAAGAUCAUCCGAUCGGAAAACUUUGAGGAUUUGCUCAAAGUGCUGGGGGUGAAUGUGAUGCUGAGGAAGAUAGCCGUGGCUGCAGCGUCCAAGCCGGCGGUGGAGAUCAAACAGGAGGGAGACACUUUCUACAUCAAGACGUCCACAACGGUGCGCACCACAGAAAUCCACUUCAAGAUCGGGGAAGAGUUCGAGGAGCAGACUGUGGACGGGAGGCCCUGUAAGAGCCUGGUGAAAUGGGAGAGCGAGAACAAAAUGGUCUGCGAGCAGAGGCUUCUGAAGGGAGAAGGCCCCAAGACCUCCUGGACCAGGGAGCUGACCAAUGACGGGGAGCUGGUCCUGACCAUGACGGCGGAUGAUAUCGUGUGCACCAGGGUCUAUGUCCGAGAGUGAGCGGCUGUGGGUCCAAGAGCUGCCAGAGCCCCCCAGCCCACACUCCCAUGCUCCCUGCCUCACUGCCCCUCCCCCCUUUCUUCUAGGCUAGCUCUCCCCUCACCCCCCUCACUCCUGGGGAUGCUGGGAUGUCUCCAGCUUGGCUCUGCUUCAGGGGCCCCUCCUCCACCCCUCCCCCAAAAAAGAGAGAUGGAUGGCAAAAGCCCAGAUCACCUGUUCCCGAAUCACACCCCCUCCCCAGCCAGCAGUCCCGAACCAGCCCAGAGCACACCUCUUUCUGCGAGGGGACCUGAGGGCCCCAGUGGGAGAGACGGCCCCCUGGCUUCCGCUCUUUGUCCCUGCGGCCUACACAGUGUAGAAUAGUUAUUGGUUAAUUUUAUUAAAAUGUUUUAAAAAAUA